Molecule: messenger RNA, 762 nt
Organism: Penicillium oxalicum
Lineage: Eukaryota; Fungi; Ascomycota; Eurotiomycetes; Eurotiales; Aspergillaceae
Exons: 3
Coding region: 1-762 (253 amino acids)
Source: RefSeq, a predicted model, not a curated record
AUGGAUCAUGUCAAGGCUACUCUUCUGUCGACGAUCUUGAAACAACCCGACCAAGAAGAUAUGCUUCUUAGUCCGACCAUCGACAGCACCAUAUUAGACAAGAUCUAUUAUCAGAUCGCUUCUUAUAUCUUCCAGCUGUCUCAACUGACAUUUGCCAAGAUCGGAGCCAUCUCCAAGGACCAUGCUACAGGCGCAUGGCACGUUGGCAGAAGACCCCUGUCAUACAAAAUGAACGAGUUGCGCAACCUUGCCGAGGAUCCGGAAAUCGCUCAGAAGCGGUUCAUUGCCCAAACACUCCGGAUCACCGCCGUUCUCGAUCUCGAGUUCACGAAUACUAUGCCGGCUGAGUUCACGUAUGACCCGCCCUGGUGGCUGUUGCUUUCUGGACCAGAAGUGUGGCUGGAGCGUUGCACGAUGGAAGAGCUUAUGACCCUCUAUGAGCCUAGAAUGGCGCAAUUCCUGCAAGCUUUAGAGCGGGUGGAGAUUGACAUGGUAUCAGAGGGCAAACAGCCCGGUGGGCCGUCUCUCUCUGCCCGCAUGCGCGAUUCAUGGAGAACUGGGCGAUUCUGGUUCAACUAUGCGGCGAAGAAGAGCUUUGAUGUGGAUAUUAUUUAUUGGACUGCGUUACACCACGGCGAUGAGGGUGUUGAGUUGCUAGACGAGAAGGCACGUGCAGAGCUGGAGCCCUUUACGCAGACGAAGAUGAAGCAGUUGAAAGCAUAUAUGGAGGAGUGUGCUGCUCGUUUUUCAUCCGAGAAAUAG